CACUAAACUAGCAACAAAAUUAUAACCUUCAUAACCAAACAAAGACUUACAAUAAAAAUAUUAUCAUUAAUUUGUUUGAACAAUUAAUAUGGAGGGAAAUAGAUCAAUUUCAAACUCAACAAAUGGAAAUGGAAAUGUAGAUCAAAUAAAGUAUAGAGGAAUUCGUAGGAGACCAUGGGGAAAAUUUGCAGCAGAGAUUCGUGAUCCAACAAGAAAAGGUACAAGAAUAUGGCUUGGAACAUUUGAUACUGCUGAAGAAGCUGCAAGAGCUUAUGAUGCUGCUGCUUUUCAUUUUCGUGGUCAUAGAGCUAUUCUUAAUUUCCCUAAUGAAUAUCAAGCUCCUUCUAAUUCGUCUUCUUCUUCUUCUUCAUUACCUAUGCCUCUUACAUCUAUGCCUCCUCCUAAUCCUUCUUCUUCUUCUUCCUACUCUGUUGAUGACAUUAAUUUUGAGUUUGAAUUCUUCGAUAAUAAGUUGCUUCAAGAACUCCUUCAAGAUGGAACACACAAUAAUUAGAAAGCUAUUUGAAGAUCAAGUGGAAUGAAUUUCUUUUUCAUUAAUUUAUUUUGUUUUGUUUAUGUAUCUCAUUCUUAUGAUUAAAUGAAAUUGGGGUAUAUUGGACAUUUAUAAUAAUUUGUAAUAUGAAUUUAAUUGAGAGAUCAAUAAAUGAGAUGGAUAUUUGUCUU
This is a messenger RNA of Trifolium pratense (red clover), 684 nucleotides long. RefSeq names its product ethylene-responsive transcription factor ERF096-like. Lineage: Eukaryota; Viridiplantae; Streptophyta; Magnoliopsida; Fabales; Fabaceae. The transcript has a single exon. Gene Ontology annotation, biological process: ethylene-activated signaling pathway; regulation of DNA-templated transcription. Gene Ontology annotation, molecular function: DNA-binding transcription factor activity; DNA binding. The record is from RefSeq and is a predicted model, not a curated record. The coding region runs from base 89 to 514 and encodes 141 amino acids.